Molecule: messenger RNA, 2151 nt
Organism: Hevea brasiliensis (rubber tree)
Lineage: Eukaryota; Viridiplantae; Streptophyta; Magnoliopsida; Malpighiales; Euphorbiaceae
Product: THO complex subunit 1
Exons: 21
Coding region: 187-2013 (608 amino acids)
Biological process (GO): regulation of DNA-templated transcription elongation; mRNA export from nucleus
Cellular component (GO): THO complex part of transcription export complex
Source: RefSeq, a predicted model, not a curated record
UCACCCAGCGGUUCUCUCUUCCCCUUUGUUCGUUUUGAUUUUGGGUCUACUUCGAUUACGUACCCAGCUUCAGCAGUUUCCCAGCUUCAGCAGUUUCGUAAUUGCAGAUUGAAGCAUUGUUUAUAGGUUGGUAUUGAGACUUUGCUUCGUGCUUGCUUGAGUCUGCUGCGUGGUAGAAUCUUGAAAAUGGAAGAAUUUAGAAGGGCCAUAUUGCAGCCUGGACCACCUGAAAGCUUUGCUCUCCAGACCGUUCAAGAAUUCAUUAAACCCCAGAGGCAAACCAAACUAGCCCAAGACGAGAAUCAAUUGUUAGAAAAUAUGCUUCGGACAUUGCUUCAGGAGCUUGUGUCUUCUGCAGUACAGUCAGGGGAGGAAAUAAUGCAGUAUGGGCAAUCAAUUGAUGAUGGGGAAAACUUUCAGGGUCAGAUUCCUCGUCUUUUAGAUGUUGUGUUGUAUCUUUGUGAGAGAGAACAUGUUGAGGGCGGUAUGAUAUUCCAGUUGUUGGAAGAUUUGACAGAAAUGUCUACAAUGAGGAAUUGCAAAGAUACUUUUGGUUAUAUAGAGAGCAAGCAAGACAUACUUGGGAAGCAAGAACUUUUUGCUCGUGGAAAACUUGUGAUGUUGAGAACGUGUAACCAACUUCUUCGUCGUCUUUCAAAGGCUAAUGAUGUUGUAUUUUGUGGACGAAUUCUCAUGUUUUUGGCACAUUUUUUUCCACUGUCUGAACGUUCAGCUGUGAAUAUAAAGGGAGUUUUCAACACAUCAAAUGAGACUAAAUAUGAGAAAGACCCACCUGCUGGUAUUUCUGUUGACUUUAACUUCUAUAAAACUUUAUGGAGUUUACAGGAACACUUCUGUAACCCAGCUUCUCUAACGCUUGCUCCAACCAAGUGGCAGAAAUUUACAUCCAGUUUGAUGGUUGUGUUGAAUACCUUUGAAGCUCAGCCUUUGAGCGAGGAAGAAGGAGAUGCUAACAACUUGGAGGAAGAGGCAGCAACUUUUAACAUAAAAUAUCUCACAAGCAGUAAAUUGAUGGGUUUAGAGUUAAAAGAUCCAAGUUUUCGACGCCAUGUUCUUGUGCAGUGCCUUAUAUUGUUUGACUAUCUUAAGGCUCCUGGAAAGAAUGACAAAGAUUUGACAUCUGAAAGCAUGAAAGAAGAAAUAAAAACUUGUGAGGAGCAUGUGAAGAAACUACUUGAAACAACUCCACCUAAAGGAAAGGAUUUUCUUCAAAAAAUUGAGCAUAUACUUGAACGUGAAAAGAAUUGGGUAUGGUGGAAACGAGACGGUUGUCCUCCAUUUGAAAAGCAGCCAAUAGAGAACAAAACAGUCCAAGAUGGAAAUAAAAAACGUAGGCCAAGGUGGAGACUCGGGAAUAAAGAACUCUCCCAACUGUGGAAGUGGGCAGAUCAGAAUCCGAAUGCUUUGACUGAUCCUCAACGCGUUCGAACUCCUGCCAUCACAGAAUAUUGGAAACCCUUGGCCGAAGAUAUGGACCCAUCAGCUGGAAUAGAAGCUGAAUAUCACCACAAAAAUAACCGGGUAUAUUGCUGGAAAGGUCUGCGUUUUUCAGCUAGGCAGGACUUGGACGGAUUUUCCAGAUUUACCGACCAUGGUAUUGAAGGAGUUGUUCCCCUAGAACUACUGCCACCAGAUGUCCGGUCCAGAUACCAAGCUAAACCUAGUGACAGAACUAAGCGUGCCAAAAAGGAAGAGGCAAAGGGUGCAUCAAAUCAAGCAGAAGAGAAUCAGAUUGCAACACCUGCAAGUGAGAUUGAUGGUGAAGGAGUCAGAGCUGAUGAAUCCUCUGCUGCUCCAAUGGACACUGAUGCAAUGGCUACAGCAGUCAGUACCUCCCAAGGUGGCACUCCAACACCUGAAGAACAUCAAAAGCAAAGCCCUGACACGGAUGUUGGUCAAGAGGCAGGCCAAUUAGAAGCUGAUGGGGAGGUAGAGGCAGGGAUGAUAGAUGGAGAGACAGAUGCAGAAGUAGAUUUAGAAGCAGUUAGUUGAAUCUGCAAUGUUUUCUUUUUCUUAUUUUUUGGGUUCAUUAAGUUGAUUAUGAAAGUGAUUAUAAUGAUCUAACUGAGAAAAGGCGAGGAUUGUAUUAUUUAUUCUACUCAAUGAAGUUCUCCGAAGUUGCCUCAUUAA